CAAUCGGCCAUUUUGUCGGUGCAGGCCAUCAGCCGCAGAGGGCAGAGGGGCGUUAUUGUAUUUGCUGGUUACCUGAAAGGCACAUCAAGAACAUCGCAAUAUGAGUGAUCAAGUUGUUUCAUUCGCCAAGGAUUUCUUGGCCGGUGGUAUUUCCGCUGCCAUCUCCAAAACAGCCGUCGCCCCUAUCGAAAGAGUGAAGCUUCUCCUUCAGGUCCAGCAUGCCAGUAAGCAGAUCACAGCUGACAAGCAGUACAAGGGUAUCAUGGACUGCGUUGUCCGUAUCCCCAAGGAGCAGGGAGUCCUUUCCUUCUGGAGAGGUAACCUUGCCAAUGUCAUCAGAUAUUUCCCCACCCAGGCCCUCAACUUCGCCUUCAAGGACAAGUACAAGAAGAUCUUCCUUGAUGGCGUUGACAAGCGCACGCAGUUCUGGAGGUACUUUGCUGGUAACCUGGCCUCUGGUGGUGCUGCCGGAGCCACCUCCCUCUGUUUCGUGUAUCCCCUCGACUUCGCCCGUACCCGUCUGGCAGCUGAUGUGGGAAAGGCCGGAGCUGGGAGAGAGUUCACAGGUCUCGGUGACUGCCUGGUUAAGAUCUUCAGGUCUGAUGGUUUGAAAGGAUUGUACCAGGGCUUCAAUGUGUCUGUGCAGGGCAUCAUUAUCUACAGGGCUGCAUACUUCGGCAUCUAUGACACAGCUAAGGGUAUGCUUCCAGACCCCAAGAACACCCAUAUAGUGGUGAGCUGGAUGAUUGCGCAGACUGUGACAGCUGUUGCUGGCCUGACUUCAUACCCCUUCGAUACUGUCCGUAGACGUAUGAUGAUGCAGUCCGGACGCAAAGGAGCUGAAAUCAUGUACAGUGGGACCAUUGAUUGCUGGCGCAAGAUCGCACGCGAUGAGGGUAGUAAGGCUUUCUUCAAGGGAGCCUGGUCCAAUGUGCUCAGAGGCAUGGGCGGCGCCUUCGUGCUGGUGUUGUACGAUGAGCUGAAGAAGGUCAUCUAAUUCUUCACAUUGUCACAUCACUGUCCAAUUUGGCUAAAUGUAAUAACUUUCCAUUUCUACGGACUCUGCGUUCUGCCUUAUUUAUGGGAACAAACGUCUCACCAAUACUGAGAGAUGGCUGUACGUUGUGCAUCUUUGAUUUUAAACGUUCCACACCCUGUUUACCAAUGUCAUUCCUGUUUAAAAAGAAAAAUGAUACCUCCUCCUGUCAUUCACUAGGUUUGUAUGGUCCCAACUUGAAUAAAUUUAUUGUGGGGAACAAACUAAACAA
Archocentrus centrarchus (flier cichlid) is the source of this 1268-nucleotide messenger RNA. RefSeq names its product ADP/ATP translocase 2. The transcript has 4 exons. Gene Ontology annotation, molecular function: ATP:ADP antiporter activity. Gene Ontology annotation, biological process: negative regulation of mitochondrial outer membrane permeabilization involved in apoptotic signaling pathway; mitochondrial ADP transmembrane transport; mitochondrial ATP transmembrane transport. Lineage: Eukaryota; Metazoa; Chordata; Actinopteri; Cichliformes; Cichlidae. The record is from RefSeq and is a predicted model, not a curated record. Gene Ontology annotation, cellular component: mitochondrial inner membrane. The coding region runs from base 101 to 997 and encodes 298 amino acids.